CCUACAAAAACCAAGGGGGAAGGAGGUGUUCGACGAUGGAUGAGAGCCAAAAGGAUCAGCUAGUCUACUUGUUAAGGCAGGUAUUCAGGUUGCUUUAGUUUCGCAGUAGAAAUCUGGAGGCGAAGGCGUACGAACGAGUUGUGCGCACCAUAUAGCAACUGCACCAUAUAUAUUUAGUGGUCGGUGAGAACGUAGCGAAAGGAGCGGCUCCCUUUGGCGUGUUAAGGAUAUGGCGGCUCCUUCCGGCAUCCAACCGCAGACGCUUGCUGCUGAUGCACAUCGCGCAGGUGGCGGUGGAUCAGAGGAGCCACCGCAUGCCCUGGACGUGGCACGCUUCCGCCGGCUGAACUCGCUCAUCCACCGUGAGAACGUGGACGCGGACGAACUUCUGAAUCUUGUGGGGCGGGAUAACCGCGUGAACCUUAUGAACGACCCCUUGCUCAGCGUCGUCAUCUCCUGCAAGAAGCCCAAGCUCGCCUGCAGCCUCAUCGACAAAAUAUCAUCAAAUGACAUUCUCAAGGCCAAAAACUUCAACGGCAACACGGCGCUUCACGUAGCUGCCGCCAUGGACGACCAAGAAGUGGCCUUGGAGCUGAUCAACAGGGUGCCAGAUCUCGUUCAUGAGCGGAACGGGAAGCUGGAGAUACCGCUACAUAAGGCGGCCCUGUACGGGCUCAAGGACAUGUUCUGGCUGCUGGUGGAAAAGAACAGCUCACCGGAAGCCCGGAGGGAGGACGGCGCCACCAUGCUGCACUGUGCCAUCAUGGGCAAUGCGCCGGUACUCGCCUUGGAGAUCGCAAAGACUUAUCCAAUUCAGAUCGAAUCCCGGAAUGAGCACGCCCUCACUCCGCUGCAGCUGUUGGUGACCAUUCCAGAGGCAUUCCGAAGCCAAGCACUUCUUGAGGCCCUCGACUCCUUCAUCUACAAAUGGAUUCCCUUGGACGAGGACUCGAGUAAAAUGAACAAAAGGGAUGAAGAGGUGGCACUCAACGGAUCUAGCAUUGGAGUAGCACAAGACGAUAACUCGCCGAGGGCUUUUCGCUCAAAAUUCCCAUCAAACUACAGAACUCUCUUUGACCUGUUGGAGUUGACCAAAAUCUCAGCUGGCUGGAUUCUGCGAUUGGUUUAUAACAUUAUAAGGCAAUUGUCGCCGAGAGUCCAACGUCUGGAUGGGAAGAAGAAGAACCAUGCAGAAACAAUGCACUUUAUCGAAUACUUAGCAAAAGAAGGAUACUUCGAGUUCUUUGUGCUUGGAAAAGAUCCCACCGAAGGCAGUAUACCUGGUCCACAAGACUCUCCACCGGAGACUGGACAAGAAGGUGAUGCCCGAAAAAGGGACAAGGAACCCACAAUUACUUCAGAAGCGCUUGACGGCCAAUUUGGUAAGUUUGGUCCACCGGAGACUGUACAAGAAGGUGAUGCCCAAAAAAAGGCACUGUCACCGAGCUCGGAAGACAGAUGGAAUGAACCACCCUUGAUCUUAGGUGCACAAAUGGGCCUUCAUGAUUUCGUGGGCAAGAUCCUGGAAGUGUGCCCACAGUCAGCGACCUACCUGGACACGAAGGGCAGAAACGUUCUCCAAGUCGCAGUCAUGUAUCGUCGCGAGGAGAUUGUCAAGAUCAUAAAGGACAUGAGAACCAUUUUACCAUCCUGGUUAUUUUCCCAAAUCGACCCCAAAACCGGGAACACCAUCCUGCAUCUUGCUUCAGUUGGAAGCCCUGAUGUAGCAAAGGAAGAGCAAGACGCACCGGAUUCAAUGCAACUGCAUUACGAUUUAGUAUGGUUUGAGAUGGUGCAAUCAAUUAUUCCUAAAGAACUAGUGCAUAGUCGAAAUACGAAAGGAAAGACAGCGCGAGAGCUCUUUACUUCGAGCCACAAACAGACGCGCAACAGCUGCAAGCAACAACUAGUAGGGCUUGCAAAGUCAUGUAUAGGCGCUCUGGCAGCUGUGGUCUUCGUCAUGAGCUCCUCCUUCUUCCGCACCGAUGAUCCAAAAACUAGAGAUUCACCCUUGUUCAAGGCCAUGUCAUACACAUAUGUGUUCGGGUUGCAAUUUGCGACUACAUCUCUGUUCGUUUUCUUGUCCAUCGUCAAAUCAUCGUACAAGGAGCAGGAGUUCCGCAGUGCCAUCCCUUCGAAAUUCCGCGUAGCCGGCCUCGCAUAUAACAUGGCGAUGGUGUUUCUGUUGCUGGCCUUCACAUUCAACACUUACGUGCAGAUAGAUGGCGUGGAGAUUGCGAAGGAAAAGCAUGCGAUCGCACUAGUGCUGGCGAUCGUCAUCCUUCAACUUCUCCCUUGCCUCAUCAUCUUUCCUGGCGCCGUAUUUGAAAUAUUUCGUGCUUAUAUUUAGAGUUAAAAUGUCUGUAAGCAUGCACCAUCCCUCCACAUCUAUCAAGCAGCCAGCCUGAUAUGAUAAUUUCUUAUGUUCUUCCGAUCUGUAUUGUUGUGCGUGCUUUUACUAGAAUUGCGAGUUCUAGCAAUUCAAUAAUCAUAGAUACGUUUAUGUACCAGCAGUUCUGAGUGGACAAAACUGGAUGUCAAUGUGUUUCGAGUUUGCAUGUGAAAUUUUAUGGUCGAUAUCCGACUUUUCA
This is a messenger RNA of Musa acuminata AAA Group (dessert banana), 2591 nucleotides long. RefSeq lists its product as uncharacterized. The record is from RefSeq and is a predicted model, not a curated record. Lineage: Eukaryota; Viridiplantae; Streptophyta; Magnoliopsida; Zingiberales; Musaceae. Gene Ontology annotation, cellular component: membrane. The transcript is spliced from 7 exons. The coding region runs from base 230 to 2350 and encodes 706 amino acids. Gene Ontology annotation, molecular function: protein binding.